GCGUAACUUCGUUCUUGCCUUCACGCGUCGAUUUAUCAAAUACCCUCCAGGAGCCUCAGGUUGCCCAGAACCCGAAUUCGAGAGCCGUCUCCACAGAAUUUUCUUAGUUGAAAAACGAACGGUAGUCCCGCGACUUUCUACGCAUACACCUAUGGAGCCUUUCACCGAGGAACACUCUAAACUCCUUUUGAGCAAGGAGUGGCUUGUAAAAGUCGAUUCUUCGACAUCGACGCCUUAUCUCUUCAAAUUCUACUACUCAACGGUAGACCUCGUGUGCUAUGUCCUGUUCACAGAUACCAAGUCUACAUGGGCCGAAGUACUCACCGGCAAUCAGUUCGCCCGAAGGUGGCGCGCCUGCAACACCUCUCGCGCCCCACCAGUCUAUGAAGAUGAAGACGAAGAGGAGUCUUGGCGUGCACAUCACUUGGAGAUCCUAUCGAAAGCCCAUACGAUCGGCGGCAUGGAUGAGUUCUCCUUUGAUGUGGUAAAGUCCAAAGAGGCUGAUCUAGCCUUCGAGCUUGAAUGCUCCAACUUCAAGUGGAGAUGGGAGACUGUCUUCACUGGCUACAAGUCGUCGGCGGACCUCUUGUCCAAACACCUGAUUAUGCCUCUCAUCAGCGUCAACCAUCUCGCCUUCUCAUCUUUGGAGCCUCUUUCUGAAGCGUCAGCAAGCGAUGUGGAGAAGGCCGUAGACAAGGUCGGCCGUACGGCACGCCGCUCUGUCGACACCCACAUCAAGAAUACUCUUUCCAAGCCCCGCAUCGCGACUGCUCUUCGGCGCAUGACCGCCAUGUUCAACUUCGUGCCGGAUCUUCCCGGCGUUAGCACCGUAGCCGACACACCGGAUCUCACCGUCGAACUUGUCAAGCCGCGCACGAAGGCGUCGACCUUUAAUAUCAAGCCGCCUACAAGCCCCAUGCAGAUGCGUUCUCCAAGCUCUGCUGCUCACAAGGGAGAUCUGGAACAUCCAAAGAUGGACGUCGACUCUUUCGUUGACGAGACGCCAACCACUGCACCUGAGCAGCCCGAGGCAGCCGGUUCGGCAACCGAGUCCGAAGAUGACGCACCUCUGCCCCCGCAGGCGAAAACCAGUCACGAGAAACCUACCAGCCCGACCAAGCCGCCAAACAGCCGUGCGUUAUCUUCCACCCCCGCCGAAUCGUCCCGCCCUUCCCGGCAGGUGUCCGCGCCUCGCUCGCCGUCUCCUGCUCCAAAAUCGAAGGGCAAAACCAAAGCCACCGAUUCCUCCACGGAAUCUGACGAGAGCUCGAAAGUGCCACCCAAGAAGACUCUCAAGAAGAAGAAGGUGGUUACUAGCGAUGAUGACGACGAUAGCGACAACGUCGCGGCACCAAAGAAGCCCUCCGGUGGUGCACCCGUGCGACGAGGCGCCCGUCAGCCCAUCAAGCGGGGUGGUAAACGCUUUUAGCUCCCUUUCUCGCUUUGCUUCAAUCGGCGGCAUCAAGCGUGAAGGCCGCCGAGAAGCACAGCGGUCAGGUGUCCCGCGCUCGAGCUGUUAUGAUCUGCAGAAGCCCGGUCAACUGACGCAUCACAGGUUCUGCACACAAUUGUCGAACGCGGUAUCAGGGCAGCGUACAUGCCACGAAGACCCGCACGUUGUUGUUCUAUUUCCCGGAACCGGGUUCGCACCAGCACGCUACGCUCCGAUCAUCGAUCCGGGAUCGGCUUUUUGUUAUCAGACGCUUGCUUUCGCCUCGAUUGUAAUAUCUAAUAUAUAUCAAUGACCUCGACCGCUCAUUUCAGACAUUCAGGAAUCAGGAUACGCAUGGUUUCAUUAAUGGAUGUAAAAUGAGCAGUAAUACGGUGAAAUUCA
Coniophora puteana RWD-64-598 SS2 is the source of this 1834-nucleotide messenger RNA. RefSeq lists its product as uncharacterized. The record is from RefSeq and is a predicted model, not a curated record. Lineage: Eukaryota; Fungi; Basidiomycota; Agaricomycetes; Boletales; Coniophoraceae. Bases 152 to 1429 code for a protein of 425 amino acids. The transcript is spliced from 8 exons.